Molecule: messenger RNA, 1377 nt
Organism: Paraphaeosphaeria sporulosa
Lineage: Eukaryota; Fungi; Ascomycota; Dothideomycetes; Pleosporales; Didymosphaeriaceae
Exons: 1
Coding region: 387-1079 (230 amino acids)
Source: RefSeq, a predicted model, not a curated record
GCAGACCAAUUCGUGUAACGUGUUGUCCUGGGCAUUCCCAUAGCAUAGACGGAGCAAGACGUACGUAGUGCCAGCGCUGCUGGAUCGAGUACAUCAGACGGUCAAAGUGGGCGCUGAGCGCCUGCAGGCUUGUGGGAUCCAGGAGGAGACGGCCCUGGCUCGAGGCAUGCGACGCGGCGCGCGAGGACGAGGAGCCCUGCUGGGAGAGGGCAAUCUGCUGGUGCUGGCGGAGGAGCUGGACUUCGCUCUGCGAGAGGCCCAGUUGGUUGUCGGGGAUCGAGGUGGACAUCACACUCUCUUAACACCAUGGUCGGACACAGAGCACACCAUGCAGCCCGCCCGAUGCAAGACGAGGAGCGCGCAAAUGGGCCCGACCCGCGCAAGAGAUGACGAUGCGCCGCCGAUUGGGACGUGCCGACGCCUAUAUGUUGCACAGAGGCCCCCAGAGGUGCGCCGGCCAAGCCCAGACGAUGGUGCGAACGAGCGCACACCCCCAUUUCACCGGCACCCUGACAUGGUGGCUGCACGCCGCCCUGCCCCAAUCGCCCGCCUGCGUCGCUCCUCUGGAGCAACCGUGCCGUCUUUGCACUGCGCAGAGCCUCCUUGAUGCGCACCCAGCGCUCCACGCGGCGCGCUGCAGCACCCGCGCGUUCCUGCUCGACGCGCCGCGCAGCCCGCGCGAUGCCCACCAAAACUGCACCCUCCCGCCCGCCGUGGGCUCCCUCAGGCGCCGCCGUGCGUCGCCCGCUGCCCACCUCCAGCUUCUCCCACCGGGCCGGGUCCAGGGCGGCACAUCCAUCUACCCCUCCAGCUCGCACAGUACCGCCCGAGGGGCGUACGAGGGGCUGUUGCCGAAUGCAGAAGGUGCCAGUCGCGCCGUCUCACACACUGUACCCACUGGCUUAGCCGCUGUGAGUGUUCGCCCACGCGUGCGACUGCCGAGGGGCUUCAUGCCUGGCAACACCCAAACAUGGCAUCGCCCCCUGUCCGCGGAAGAACGCAAAGCUGCUGUCAGCUCGUGUGCUGGGCCGACUGAGCGGAAGCGUGGCAGUAGCUGCAUUGGAUCACGGCCAUGGUAACGCGUAUCUUGAAGCGUCUGUAUUAUCUAUGUCUACGGCGCAACAGCCGCAUCUUGCUGGCGACGACUCUUGUCGCCGCGCGUGUGCGUGGAUAUAUUUCCUCUGACAACGGAAAUCCACUCAUGGAUAUCGACCGGGAAAAGAAAAAGGGGUAUAAACGUCCAAUCCUCCCGCUAUGCACAAUUCCCAAAGACCGUAAAGAAAAACAGGACAGGCAUGCUAAAGCGCCCAAUCAUAGCGCGUAGUUCUCGGCAUGCAGAAAAAUCUCGUCCCUUGAAUUGCCGCUCCAGACGCUCCU